Drosophila navojoa is the source of this 691-nucleotide messenger RNA. RefSeq names its product dopamine D2-like receptor (gene Dop2R). Gene Ontology annotation, cellular component: plasma membrane. Gene Ontology annotation, biological process: G protein-coupled receptor signaling pathway. Gene Ontology annotation, molecular function: dopamine neurotransmitter receptor activity, coupled via Gi/Go; G protein-coupled receptor activity. Lineage: Eukaryota; Metazoa; Arthropoda; Insecta; Diptera; Drosophilidae. The record is from RefSeq and is a predicted model, not a curated record.
CUCUCUCUCUGUCUCCCGUCUCUUUAUAGGUGAAUGGCGCAUGGGCUUUGCCUAAUGUUGUUUGUGAUUUCUAUAUAGCCAUGGAUGUGAUAUGCUCAACUUCAUCGAUAUUUAAUUUAGUCGCCAUCUCAAUAGACAGAUACAUCGCUGUGACGCAGCCCAUAAAAUAUGCAAAGCACAAAAAUAGUCGCCGCGUUUGCCUUACGAUACUAUUGGUGUGGGCGAUAUCGGCUGCCAUCGGGUCGCCGAUAGUGCUGGGCCUGAACAACACCCCCAACCGGGAGCCGGAUGUGUGCGCCUUCUACAACGCUGACUUCAUACUCUACUCCUCGCUGAGCAGCUUCUACAUACCGUGCAUCAUCAUGGUCUUCCUCUACUGGAACAUAUUCAAGGCGCUGCGCAGUCGUGCUCGGAAGCAAAGGGCUGCCCGCAAGCCGCAUCUCUCGGAGCUGACGGGCGGCAGCGUCAUCGAGAAUAUUGCCCAGACCCGGCGACUGGCCGAGACGGCGUUGGACAGCAGCCGGCAUGCCAGCCGCAUUAUGCCCGACGAGCCGGCCACGAACACCGCCAGCGGCUCCAACGAGGAGGAGGACGAGAAUGCCAUUUCGCCCGAUAUCGAUGACUGCCACGUCAUCGUCAACGAUAAGUCCACUGAAUUUAUGCUGGCCACAGUCGUCGAGGAGACCGGCAA